CCUUAGACAUGAUAGUCGCCCAUCGGUUUGAAGCUCUGUAUCUAAACGCACUAAUGCAAAAGUAUGUGUCUUUAGCUGAUUUUGGGAGGCAAAAUUCGUCAAGAUUGUUUAUAGAAGGUGCCUCGCAAAUUUCCAUUCUCUCUUUCCCUUUCUCUUUUCACCCACGUACAGACACUUCGACCUUCUACUUGAUUUCUUCAAGUGUUACAUUUCAACAUCUCACCAAUACAGAGGACAUCUUAUUGUCCUAACAAAGUAAGUACCUCUUCCAUUCGUACUGCAUUUAUUCCUAUAAUUUCUUAGAUGGGCAUUAUCAAGUCGUUGUACAAACUACAAAAACUGUGUUUUUAUGCUGUACUACGAAUUGCAAUUCAAAACAGGACACUUCCAAGUCUUGAGUUCAUUUGGGACAUUUAAAUCAUGUGGGAUCUUUGAAUUCGUUAAAAUACUCGAAUCAUUCUCAAAGUUUAAAAGCCUUUCCAACAUUCAACGGUAUGAAAUGAUUCCGCAAUUCCGGGGUAUACAUUGUCCCAGAUUUUAGACUCAAUUUGAACUUGAAUGUUUGAGUAGGAUUCAUUGCUUUAACUGGUUUGAAUGUUUCAUUUGGAUUCAAGAACUGAAGAGCUCCGUACAAAAGUUCCGUUUCAAUUUAACAAGUAAGCUAACAAUAACUGUGAUAUAUAUAGUCUUACACCAAGAAUCAAUCGUAAAGGAUUGAAUUUAGCGAAAAUGAAUACCCAUUCAUCUGCCUCCGGUGCGCCCUGUUCUGGAGUCGGCACCAUGCUCCGCUUGAGCCCCAGCUCAGAAGAUAGUAGUGGCGACUCUCACCGCCAUUGCAUUGGGCUCUUCGAAUGUGACAUGUGUGCUCAAUAUUUGAAGAGUGUCGUCGUAGAUGGAGGUGAACCUCUCAACGAGGAGGGUCUUGCCGCAGCCAAGAUUUUGGCGAGCUUGGCGCAAGAUGGGUCUAGGGACACGACUGCCCAAGACAAUAGGAACGAGUAUGCCACAGGGUAUGCUCUUGAUGGAGAAGACAGAUUGUAAGUCAUAUGUUUCCUGAGUGCAAAUUGUUCAAUAGUCCGGAUUGGAUCUAAGCUUUUGAUAUCUGAAAACAUUUUGAUAUUGGAAGUGAAUUCAACAUUUUAAAUUGUAUGAAUAAUUUAAAGCAUUUUGAAUUUCCCAAAGAAUUUCAUUGCUCAAAGAUCUCAUAUUGUUUGAUUGCAGCCCGGACUAUUGGCCAAACUAUUCUGGUGUCGAGCCACUGCUAACAUGUUGCAGGCACGGCUCUAUGUUUGAGCAUGGAGGAUCUGGCGGGGCGGCGCUUGGUAGAAUGGCACCUGUUCAACCAAUCCACCAGACAAAAUCUGGCGCCGGUGCUUUCCGAAGUAAGAGGGCGGAAGGGCAAGGAAAGAGUUCCGCCCCGAGCCCCGAGAAAGCCCAAGUAAAGAAAGCCGCUCGGGCAAGAGCUACCGGCGUCAAUAAGGCACGUAAGCCUGCUUUGUCGCGAGAAGAAAGGGAAGAGGCUCAGAAGAAGAGGAGGGAGGCUAAGAGGGUUGAGAAUGAGCGGAUGAAGAAGCAGUUGUUUCCGCCGUUCAAAAAACAUGACAGAGGAGAACCUGCUGUUGCGUUGGAUCGCAUGGGUUACCCAGCGAAAAAUUCUGGCGUUCCUCCUGAAUUGAUGGGAAGGUACAGCGACAACUAAACGCUGUGUACCCUUUUUUAACCCCAAAAAUUACAAAGUUUGAUUUGUGUAAAAUUUUGCUGCCACUAAAACAAUGUCGUGUACCUGCUUGUGAAAGUUUGACUCUAUUAUGAAUGACGAAAAGUGUAUUCUGGAUCUAAUUAUCGUCUCCUUGUCACUUCAACGGCUUGUCACGGGUCCUCGAUAUUGCUCGUCUGCCCAUUUCUGAAUGUACGGUUCCUUUACUAAUAAGUAAAAUGAAGUUUAAGAUCU
Sclerotinia trifoliorum is the source of this 1951-nucleotide messenger RNA. The record is from the annotation of a GenBank genome assembly. Lineage: Eukaryota; Fungi; Ascomycota; Leotiomycetes; Helotiales; Sclerotiniaceae.